Messenger RNA from Sitophilus oryzae (rice weevil), 2014 nucleotides. Its product is annotated as glucose dehydrogenase [FAD, quinone]-like. The coding region runs from base 92 to 1936 and encodes 614 amino acids. The transcript is spliced from 9 exons. NCBI's taxonomy places the organism in Eukaryota, Metazoa, Arthropoda, Insecta, Coleoptera, Curculionidae. The record is from RefSeq and is a predicted model, not a curated record. Gene Ontology annotation, molecular function: oxidoreductase activity, acting on CH-OH group of donors; flavin adenine dinucleotide binding.
UUGAUAUAGAUUAAAUCUAUAUAAAGGGUUUCUAAUAGUGUUAUUUAUUUUCAUUUUAGUUUGGAUGUUAUUUGAUUCACAUAGGUGAGAAAUGUCAUUUUCGGCUUGUGGUUGUGAAACAGCUUGGGUGGCUCCAUCUAUAGGCGACACUUGUUCAGGAAGUGAAUAUGUUGUUUUUAUGUCCUUAGUCGACUUCGUCAUCAGAUACGUUUGUCACAUUGCCGACCCUUGCGGACGAGUUGUCCCCAAACUUGAACCCGAUACCGAAUACGACUUCAUCGUAAUCGGAGCAGGAAGCGGAGGAUCAACUGCCGCAGGACGUUUGGCAGAAAUAUCCGGCUGGAAAACGCUCCUUCUAGAAGCGGGCAUUGACGAACCACCGGCAAGCCAAAUCCCUGCCGUUCCUGCCUUCUAUAACUCCAUCAUCGACUGGAACUACACCACUACCGAGUCUUCGGCUUGUUUGAGCAAUGACGGGAUUUGCACGUGGCCUAGAGGAAAGGUUCUGGGAGGAACCAGCGUGUUUAAUGGGAUGAUGUACAUGAGGGGAACACCGGCUGAUUAUGAUAAAUGGGUUGCAGCUGGUAAUACCGAAUGGAGCUACGACAAGCUACUUCCUGUUUUUAAAUUGUCAGAAAACAACACCCAAAUAGGUUCCUUAGUCUCCGAAGAGUACCACAGUACGGGCGGUCCGUUCACAAUCCAAAGAUUCAACGACGCACCCGAAUUAGCUUACGAUAUUUUGACAGCUGCAAAUCAAACCGGUUUUCCUGUCACAAACGAUCUAAAUGGACAAGACUAUGUCGGAUUUGCUAUCGCCCAAACUAACAACAGAAAUGGUGCACGUCUUAGCUUGUCGAAAGCAUUUGUAAGGCCACAUAAAAAUGACCCGAACUUCCACGUGAUGCUCAAUUCUACUGUUACCAAGAUUAUAAUUGGCGAAGUGAAUGGUACAAAGAGAGCAACUGCAGUUGAAUUUGUGUACAACAACCAUACCUACACUGUCAAUGUCUCCAAGGAAGUUAUUCUAGCUGCAGGAGCUAUAAACACUCCACAAAUCCUUCUGCUGUCCGGAAUCGGUGACAAAGAUGUACUUGACGAAGUUGGUAUUGAACAAGUUCAUAAUUUAACUGCUGUUGGUAAAGGAAUUAAAAAUCAUGUAUCUUUUUCCACCGUUGUCAAAAUCAAUCCAAUCAACUAUGUGGAUUUGAACAUUGAUACUCUGAAUCAGUAUUUACAGUCUGAGAAUGGACCACUUAGUUCUACAGGAAUGUCUCAGCUUACUGCCAGAAUUGCUAGCAACUAUACUACAGCAGAUGAUCCAGACAUUCAACUGUUCUUUAGCGGAUAUGAUAACACCUGUGCCUACUCUGGCGAGCCAGAAUCUCCAGUUGAUCCAACUGAACCCAACGAUACUCGUAGCAUCGGCGUUUCAUCUGUUAAUUUGCAUCCAAAAAGCAGUGGAAACAUCACUUUAGCAUCCAGCAAUCCAUUUGAUAAGCCUAAGAUCGUUGCCAAUUACUUCUCGCAUCCAGAUGACAUUAAAGUCAUCAUCAGCGGUAUCAGAUAUACCCAACAGUUGAUACAAGCUCCCAUUUUAAUAGAAAAAUACAAUGUUACUUUCCAAAAGUACAGUUAUGGAGAUUGCGCCACUCAAUAUGAGUUUGACACUGACGAAUUCUGGGAGUGCGCCAUCAAAUAUGACACCUACCCCGAAAACCACCAGGCUGCUUCUUGUAAAAUCGGCCUGGAAUCCGAUGUUAACAGUUGCGUCAACCAAAAGUUACAAUUACAUGGUAUUCCCAAUAUCAGGAUCACUGAUGCAUCGGCUAUAGUAGAAUUGACAUCUGGAAAUAUCCAGGCUGUAAUCGUGGCUAUCGCAGAGAGAGCUGUUCUUUAUAUUAAAGAACAAUAUCUUGGUGAAGAAGCAUUUUAAGUUAACUUUGGAAAGAAUAGUAUUGUAUUUUGUUGUGAUAUGUAUAUAAAUAUAAGAAUUAAAAAAUGUUAAAACAUU